Messenger RNA from Acanthochromis polyacanthus (spiny chromis), 5069 nucleotides. RefSeq names its product sema domain, immunoglobulin domain (Ig), short basic domain, secreted, (semaphorin) 3Ab (gene sema3ab). The transcript is spliced from 17 exons. Gene Ontology annotation, biological process: motor neuron axon guidance; negative regulation of axon extension involved in axon guidance; neural crest cell migration. The record is from RefSeq and is a predicted model, not a curated record. Gene Ontology annotation, molecular function: neuropilin binding; chemorepellent activity; semaphorin receptor binding. NCBI's taxonomy places the organism in Eukaryota, Metazoa, Chordata, Actinopteri, Pomacentridae. Bases 345 to 2630 code for a protein of 761 amino acids.
AUGGUGUUUCACAUCAGACCAGUUACUAAGGAAGGCAACUGUGUGUGUACGCACACACACAAACACAACUGUGUUUAUGUUUGGAGCAACUAGGGAGGGAGAGAGCGACAGAAAAAGGAAAAUGCUAAUGAUCAGUAGUUGGCAGAUGGAGUGAUGUAGCGAGGACUGGUAUUGCUGCCCACUUAAACUCAUCUGCUGUUACUCCAACCCCCAACACAAGACUGGACUCUGUGCACACUCAUCCACAUGCUUGCUCAUUCACGCACCCUAAGGCGCUUGUUCUCACUCAUACUCUUUCAGAUACUCGGGACUCUAUGAAAACAUCGAUCUGGACUAACAAUUAAAUGUUGGAGUCCAACAACCUUGUGACAUUUGAAGGCCUGGCCAACAGUUCGGCUUACCACACCUUCCUGUUAGAUGAAGAGAAAGGAAGACUUGUAGUGGGAGCCAAGGACCACAUCUUCUCCUUCAACCUCCUCAAUAUCAGCAAAGACUAUGCGCAGAUCCCUUGGCCAGCUUCUCCCACCAGAAGAGAUGAAUGCAAGUGGGCAGGAAAAGAUCUCUCGAGAGAGUGCUCGAACUUCGUGAAGGUGCUGCAGCCGUUCAACCAGACCCAUCUCUAUGUAUGUGGGACAGGAGCCUUUCAUCCUGUGUGUUCCUACCUGGAGGUGGGCAAGAAACCAGAGGACAGUGUGUUCAGACUGGAGUCGCACGUAGAAAACGGUCGAGGGAAGAGUCCCUAUGAUCCCAAGCUGCUCACUGCAUCCAUGCUAAUUGAUGGGGAGCUGUAUGCUGGGACAUCAGCGGACUUCAUGGGGCGGGACUUUGCCAUCUUUCGCACUCUCGGCAAGCAUCACCCAAUAAGGACAGAGCAACAUGACUCCCGGUGGCUAAAUGAUCCCAGAUUUUUGGGUGUUCAUCUGAUCCCAGAGAGUGACAACCCAGAAGAUGACAAAAUCUACCUGUUCUUCAGAGAGAAUGCUAUGGAUGGAGAACAUGCAGGAAAGGCCACACAUGCUCGCAUUGGGCAACUCUGCAAGAAUGACCUGGGAGGUCACAGGAGUCUGGUAAAUAAGUGGACCACCUUCCUGAAAGCUCGGCUUAUUUGCUCGGUGCCUGGCAGCAAUGGGAUAGACACACACUUUGAUGAACUACAGGAUGUUUUCCUCAUGAGCACCAAGGAUCCUAAGAGCCCGAUCAUCUACGGCGUAUUUACAACUUCCAGCAACAUCUUCAAAGGCUCAGCUGUGUGUAUGUACAGCAUGACAGACAUCAGGAGAGUGUUUCUGGGUCCAUAUGCUCACAGAGAUGGACCCAACUAUCAGUGGGUGCCCUUCCAAGGACGUGUUCCCUAUCCACGGCCUGGAACAUGUCCAAGCAAGACAUUUGGUGGAUUUGACACAACCAAGGACCUCCCUGAUGAAGUCGUAACUUUUGCCAGGAGCCAUCCAGCCAUGUUUAAUCCUGUCUACCCUAUUAACAAUCGACCCAUCAUUGUCAAAACAGAUGUGGAUUAUCAGUUCACUCAGAUAGUGGUGGAUAAAGUAGAAGCAGAAGACGGCCAAUAUGACGUUAUGUUUAUAGGCACAGAUAUGGGAACAAUUCUGAAAGUGGUGUCCAUCCCCAGAGGCUCCUGGCAUGACUUAGAGGAAGUCCUAUUAGAAGAAAUGACAGUCUUCAGAGAGCCAACAGCCAUUACAGCCAUGGCACUUUCAACAAAACAGCAACAACUGUACCUGGGCUCAAACAUCGGUGUGUCUCAGAUGCCUCUGCACCGGUGUGAGGUUUAUGGGAAGGCCUGCGCUGAAUGCUGCCUGGCAAGGGACCCUUAUUGCGCAUGGGAUGGCACAGAAUGUUCUCGAUACUUUCCCAUGGCUAAGAGGAGAACAAGGAGGCAAGACAUCAGGAACGGAGACCCACUCACACAGUGCUCAGAUCUGCAACACCAUGAUGAACUCAGUGGACAGACGACCCUCGUGGAUAAGACGGUGUAUGGGGUGGAGAAUAGCAGCACCUUCCUUGAGUGUAGCCCCAAGUCCCAGAGAGCCAUGACGUACUGGCAGUAUCAACACUCCGCCGAUGACCGCAAACAAGAGAUCAAAUCAGACGAACGUUUCAUCCGCACGGACCAGGGCCUCCUGAUUCGUACUCUGAACAAGAAGGAUUCAGGCAUUUACCUGUGCCAGGCGGUGGAACACGGCUUCAUGCAGACGGUUCUAAAGGUUAACUUGGAGGUCAUCGACACGGACCGCCUGGAGGAUCUUCUGCAUCGUGAUGAAGAGGCAGCAGCCAGCAUCCCCUCCCAGGACUUUUCCUCACCAAGAGAAACCCCCAAUCAAAAGCUUUGGUACAGAGACUUCCUGUCUUUGGUCAAUCACCCGACCUUGAAUAGCGUGGACGAGUUCUGCGAGCAGGUUUGGAAAAGGGAGAGGAAGCACAGGAAGCAGAAAGCUCACCUGGUGCAGCAAGUACAACUACACCAGCAGCAGCAGCAGCAGAAGGUUGUGAUGAACCCUCACAACCACAUGCAUGCUCAGGGGCUGGCGGCCAAGUGGAAACACCUGCAGGAGAGGCAGAAGGGACGCAACCGCAGGACCCAUGAACUGGAGAGGGCUCCCCGCAGUGUCUGACCUACAAAGCUUGACUUUUAACACUGAGACUUGAAACCACACCCAUUCUAUAAACCUGAUUAACUUAUCAUGUUUUUCAUCGUUCGUUCUGAGAUACAGACUUCUUCCACAAAGACUGGAUAGAAAAGUAAAGCUGCAAAAUGCGACCCUGGUCUGCCAGCUGGUGUGUUCUGUGCGUGGGCAGCCAUGUUUACAGAACGCCAGUGCGGAGGACUGCAGGAAACAGGAUGUUGUAUCACCCCAGUCCAUUGAAGCAUAUUAUCUCAGCUGGCCUCUGUGGCCCUGAACUCUACAGAGGGACAGUGUCAGCCAGCACAAGAACUGGAUGCAUUUACCCACACUACAGACAUGACUGACUCUUUGUGGCGAUGGCUGUGGCAAUGGCAUUGUCAUGGCAUGUUAGUUAGCUGUCUUUGUCAGUGUGCAGAUGAGUACCUAAAAAGACGUGAACAUGUCUUUUCUAUGACAUAAUUAUGAAAUGUGGAUGAGAUUCUGUUAAAACAGUCUGAAGAAUAAACUGACCUGCAGUGGAAUCACAACAGCAAAAUAAGCGAAGCUGAUGAAAAGGACACUAUGGAAUAUGAUCAUUUUUUGGUAGUAUUACUGGGUAAUUCAGUCAACAGGAGAAAUAUAAAUGCCCGAGCACUGCAAGAAACUAGGAGGAACACUCAUUAUUUGAUCAACAAAUCUAAUUAUGUAACUAUGAUGUGUAAAUAUUGUAUUCUACAAUGUCUCCUCGUACUAAAGGGAAUGGCUUGCAGUCUUCUAGUAGCUUCAUGUUGUUUUACCCAGAACACAAAUGUAUUUAAGAAAAAGUCAAAAACAGGGAGAUUUUGUACUAGUCCAUGUGUCUAUACCCUAGAUAAGCUUCCCAAACAAAGAGAGGCUAGAUUUUUUUGUUUACGUUGUCAUAUAUUUUUUUGUUAAUCAUCAUCUUUCUAGUCUCAACAUUUAUAAGUAUAGUGUCACUUUAUAUGGAGGUCUGCCAGCUGCAUCAUAUCCGUGCGCAAAAUGUCAGAGUUCUUCCGUGUUUAUUUAAUUAUACUUUGUAAGCGAUUUGUUUCCACUACUUGUGUAUUUAUUGAUAUACAGCUCUGUACAUUAUGAAAAUAUUUUUUGAUGUGCAGACUUUUUCUUUUUGCAAAGCAUCAUUUGGUUUUUAUUAAUUUGAUUUUCAGGACCAAUCUCGUUAAAAAAAAAAGAAAAAAAAACUGUAUUAUCACAAAUACUGUAGUAAGACUGGACGUUAUUUAUCAGUUUUGGUCAACAUCACCUGCAUUACAUAUCAAAUACACUGAGCAAUAAGCCAGUAUACAUACUGUAUUUUUCUUCCACAUUUAAUGCCUCAUAUCCAUAUUCUUCACAGGCAGUGCAUUGUGACAGCUUCAUUUCACUGCAUGUAACAUUAAAAAAAACAACAAAAAAAACUGUAGUUUUUCCCAGGCUGCACAGUGGUUUUUGGUGGUUAGCACUGUUGCCUUGCAGCUAGAAGAUCCCCAGUUUGCAUCCCGGCCUUCAGGGGAUCUUUCUGCAUGGAGUUUGCAUGUUCUCCCUGUGCAUGUGUGUUUUCUCUGGGUACUCCGGUUUUCUCCCACAGUCCAAAAACAUGCUGAGGUUAAUUGGUAACUCGAAAUUAAUCAUAGAAUGCGAGUGUGAUUGUUUGUCUCUACAUGUAGCCUUGUGACAGACUGGCGACCUGUCCAGGGUGUCCCCUGCCUUCGCCCGAGUCAGCUGGGAUAGGCUCCAGCCCUCCUGCAACCCUAAUGAGGGUUAAGCGGUGUAUAGAUAAUAAAUGGAUAGUUUUUCCAGAGUACAACAUCAUUUUAUUAAACAAUGCACACACAAACACAAACCUGGAAUGUAGCUGUGAACAUCAUGUAAAUAUAAAUAGUAUGGUCUAUGUUUGACAAAUAUGACACUACGUACUAGUGCAUGUGAAUACUAUUGUAGUGUUCCUGUUUUGCUAUGGCGAUAAUAUACUAGUCUGAUGUUGUCACCGUUAAGAUGUUGUUUGCUUCUGCAGUACACAAUAGUUACUAUUUCAAAGAUGUACAUACUAUUUCUGUUAGGACUCUAAACUGUAUACUUGAUAUAAAUAAGAACUAAACAGGAUCUCUCGAUGGAUCGCAACGUCCACAGACCACUUUGAAACACGACCGUAUGUCAGAUAAUCUUGUGUAAUGAGUGUUUGCAAGCUUCAUCUACUUUGUGGAAAUCAUUACAAAGGAAGAUGAGAAACAGUUGAAGCCGGCCUUAAGAGAUUUUUGGCUAAUGAAACAAGUUGAACACCAGAGUUGUGGAUUAUGAUGAGAUCAUCAUAAAAUGUAGGGGACCUGUCUUGGAAGUGAGGAAAUGAAGUGCUGCUGUUGCUGCUUUUUGGCAUGAUGAUGAUGAUGGUGGUGAUGUAUUCUACUGAUCUAAUAAAUGUGUCUUCAUAAA